Molecule: messenger RNA, 1248 nt
Organism: Solanum stenotomum
Lineage: Eukaryota; Viridiplantae; Streptophyta; Magnoliopsida; Solanales; Solanaceae
Product: bZIP transcription factor 49-like
Exons: 1
Coding region: 1-1248 (415 amino acids)
Biological process (GO): regulation of DNA-templated transcription
Molecular function (GO): RNA binding; DNA-binding transcription factor activity
Source: RefSeq, a predicted model, not a curated record
AUGGCGAAUUCACAUAAACCAUUGGAAAAUGACUCUUCGGGUGUCCCAAUUCAACCUCCAGACAACGGAAUCAAUAAUGACAGCAACGUGGAAUCUGCUGCACACAAAGACGAAGUCAUGCUUGAUGAUCUCGAAACAAACAUCGACUUAUCCAUCGAUGAUCUCUUCCAAACUCCCGAUGUUGAAUACCUGAAUGUAUCGCCAGAGUCAUCUAAUCACAAGGCUUCCAUGGAGUCUGGGAAUUACUACAAGUGUUUGGAUGAUUCAAAAAAUUUGAACUGCCAUUCAUCAGAGUAUCAAGGUUCUGGCAAUUGCGGCAUGAAUAAUUUGGUAACUUCCUCUCCUAAUGUUGUGAAUAAUUCAAUGAAACGUGGAGUAGUAAAACAGAAAACUAGAUUAGAGGACUUGAAGAGAAAAAAAGUGAGUGAUGAUUCAAACAAUGUAUUUGAAUGCCAAAAAUCUGAUUUUGUGGUUGACGGUAGCAAUGCUAGAAAUGUUAAUAGUGAAAAAGAUGAAAAGAAGAAAUCAAAAAUGGAGAAGCGUAGGGUAAAUUGUCGGCUCUAUAGGAAAAGGAAAAAACAUUACGUUGAGGAUUUAGAGGAUAAUAUGAGGAUAAUGCAUUCAACAAUCCAAGAGUUGAAUCGUAUGAUAUCACAUUUAACAUUGGAGAAUGCAACUUUAAAGUCACAGAUGGGCAGCACUAGUGUGCCUUCACAGAUACCACCACUCCCUGGGAUGAAUCCACAUCACCCAAUCAGGUCUCCUUGGAUGUUUGGUGCUCCGCCUUAUAUGGUGAGGCCAGAAGGAUCACAAGCGCCUCAUUUGGUGAUCAAGCCCAUUCCGAGGAAACCACAAGCAGUGGCUCUUCCAACGUCAAGGGAAGCGCCUGCUGCUGGGGCUGGUUCUCAAAAGAGUGCUUACGUUCCUCCGAUCAUGAGAGGUGGUGCUUCAGCGAGCGGAAGUGGUGAGGGAACUGAGAUGAGAAGAAGAAAUGACGAAAACUCUGUUAGGGUGACCAACCUUUCUGAGAACACUCGUGAGGCUGAUUUGUUGGAGCUGUUCUGUCCCUUUGGUCAUGUCAGCCGAGUGUAUGUUGCGAUUGAUCAAAAUACAGGAAUGAGCAGAGGAUUUGGUUUUGUCAACUUUGUGAACAGAGAAGAUGCUGAGAGGGCCAUAAACAAGCUCAAUGGUUAUUGUUAUCACAAUCUCAUCCUUAGAGUAGAAUGGGCUGCUCCAAGAGCUACUUAG